Messenger RNA from Seriola aureovittata, 1615 nucleotides. Its product is annotated as cholesterol 25-hydroxylase-like protein. Gene Ontology annotation, molecular function: C-4 methylsterol oxidase activity; iron ion binding; steroid hydroxylase activity. The coding region runs from base 691 to 1614 and encodes 307 amino acids. The record is from RefSeq and is a predicted model, not a curated record. NCBI's taxonomy places the organism in Eukaryota, Metazoa, Chordata, Actinopteri, Carangiformes, Carangidae. The transcript has a single exon. Gene Ontology annotation, biological process: sterol biosynthetic process; cholesterol metabolic process.
UGUUUGUAAUAAUUAUUCAUUUGAUAUGAUACCUGAUCUUCUUGAGGAUGAGGCCCAGUAUGAGAUCAUAUUGCUUUUUGAAUCUCACACACUUCAUAUGGGGGAAAAAGUCACUUUCCCGGAUUUAUAGUUUUCAUUAUGGAUAUUCUGAACAAAAAAAAUGUCCCACAAAGAUUGAGUGUUGGAAAUGGCAUUGGUUUGAAUUUUAUUCAGACAUUGUCUUCUGAAAAACAUCCCAUUGUUAUUUGGUGACAUUAUUACAGGAAACAAACUGGAAUUUGUUGCUGUUUUUUCUUCAAAUAAUGAACAUUUUUUCACCUUCAAAAAGCCGUUUGAUGUUCAAAGCUCAUACAAUUUUUCAGAAAAAAGUUUGUACAUUAUGUCAUUUACAAUGUUUUAAUUAAACUAUAUAAAUGACUAAGUGACAAAAUAAAUGUUUUUGGAAAAAUAGCUUGUUUAUUGGUUUUAUUGGUUUAUUAUUAUAAUUAAACAUUUUCAGUGUAGAUAGCUUGUCACUUUAGUAGAUGACACUAACACUCCCAAAUAGUUAAGUGUUACUGGUCUAACGUGUCCCUUACUGUUAUAUAACUGUUUUUGUAAGUUAAAGAAGGAACUCUGGCACAGUGGUAAUAUUUAACUAUUUUGAAAGUGUUAAUCUACUCUGGAAAAUGUAUUAUAAACCCUGAAAAAAUGUUGAAGUCAACUCUAUGGGCGUUAAUUCAACUCUGCAGUUUUUGCUGUGAGCAUUUCAUCCUUCAUAAAGAAGGAACACAUCCGUGUUUUUUUCAUAGUACAGGGAUGACACCCUCAGAGAGCACAGAGAGACUCUUUCUGCAGAUUCUUUGGGACUGGUUAAGAGAAUGGACAAGCCUCCUCAGAUCACCAUGUUUUCCAGUUUUGUUCUCUCUCAGCGUUUAUGUGGGCUGCUGCUUUCCUUAUAUUUGUCUGGAUCUGCUCUGCUCCAGACUGGCACUGGUACGUCGCUUCAAGAUCCAGCCUCAAAGCAAAGUGACAUGGGAAGCGGCUUGGAGGUGCUUGUGCAAGAUUUCCCGCAACCACGUCUGUUUUAUUUUCCCCCUCUCUGUUGUGCACUGGUACUGGAAGCCUGUGGUUUCUCCCCCUGUGGCACCUGCAGUGCUAGCUGUUGUUAAAGAUGUACUGGCUUGCUUACUCCUGUUUGACACGCAGUACUUUUUUUGGCAUCUGCUGCAUCACAAAGUGUACUGGCUCUACCGUUUCUUCCACAAGGAGCACCACGUCUACACGGCCACCUUCUCCCUGACGACGGAGGACACAAGUGUCUGGGAGAUGAUGAGCCUCAGUUUCUUCACAACACUGAACCCUGUGCUCCUCGACUGCCAUCCGCUCACUGAGAUGCUCUUCUUCAUCGCUAACAUUUAUCUGUCUGUGGAGGCUCACUCGGGCUAUGAAUUUCCCUGGUCUCCACACAGACUGGUGCCCUUUGGCCUGUACGGAGGAGCUCGGCAUCAUGAUCUCCACCACCUCAAAUUCAAAGUGAACUAUGCGCCGUACUUCACGCACUGGGACAGACUUUUUGGCACACUGCACACACAGAAGAAGUCAAGAAACACAGAGACUUUAAAGAGGAUGUGAU